This is a messenger RNA of Engraulis encrasicolus (European anchovy), 915 nucleotides long. RefSeq names its product cyclin dependent kinase 5, regulatory subunit 1b (p35) (gene cdk5r1b). Gene Ontology annotation, biological process: brain development; axon guidance. The record is from RefSeq and is a predicted model, not a curated record. The coding region runs from base 1 to 915 and encodes 304 amino acids. The transcript has a single exon. Gene Ontology annotation, cellular component: cytoplasm; protein kinase 5 complex; growth cone. Gene Ontology annotation, molecular function: cyclin-dependent protein serine/threonine kinase activator activity; protein kinase binding. NCBI's taxonomy places the organism in Eukaryota, Metazoa, Chordata, Actinopteri, Clupeiformes, Engraulidae.
AUGGGAACCGUGCUGUCUCUGUCCCCGAGCUACCGCAAGGCGGCGCUGUUUGAGGACGGCCCGGCCACGGUGGGCCACUACACGGCCGUGCAGAACAGCAAGAAUGCCAAGGACAAGAACCUGAAGCGCAACGCGCUCAUCAACGUGCUGCCGUGGAAACGCAUCGUGGCCGUCUCGGCCAAGAAAAAGGGUUCCAAGAAGGUGCAGCCCAAUGCCAACGGCUACCAGAACAACGUCACGCACCUCAACAACGAGAACCUGAAGAAGUCGCAGUCCUGCGCCAACCUCUCCACCUUCGCCCAGGACCAGAGUGGCGGCAGCCCAACCAAGAACGCCAACAACACCUCGGCCUCGUCCGUCAAGAAGGCGCCCCUGGCCAACUCCAAUGCCGCCUCCGGCACGCCCAAGCGCGUCAUCGUCCAGGCCUCCACCAGCGAGCUGCUGCGGUGCCUGGGCGAGUUCCUGUGCGGCCGCUGCUACCGCCUCAAGCACCUGUCGCCGGCCGACCCGGUGCUCUGGCUGCGCGCCGUGGACCGCUCCUUACUCCUCCAGGGCUGGCAGGACCAGGCCUUCGUCACGCCCGCCAACGUGGUCUUCGUGUACAUGCUGUGCCGCGACGUGGUCUCCUCCGAGGUGGCCACGGAGCACGAGCUGCAGGCCGUGCUGCUCACCUGCCUCUACCUGUCCUACUCGUACAUGGGCAACGAGAUCUCCUAUCCGCUCAAGCCCUUCCUGGUGGAGAGCUCCAAGGAGACCUUCUGGGACCGCUGCCUCUCCAUCAUCAACCUGAUGAGCUCCAAGAUGCUGCAGAUCAACUCGGACCCGCACUACUUCACGCAGGUCUUCGCCGACCUCAAGAACGAGAGCCAGAAGGAGGAGGAGAGGAGUCGCCUCCUCAUCGGCCUGGACCGGUGA